Aspergillus wentii DTO 134E9 is the source of this 4535-nucleotide messenger RNA. Its product is annotated as transcriptional regulator SIN3. Gene Ontology annotation, molecular function: transcription corepressor activity. Gene Ontology annotation, cellular component: Sin3-type complex; chromatin. The record is from RefSeq and is a predicted model, not a curated record. The coding region runs from base 141 to 4274 and encodes 1377 amino acids. The transcript is spliced from 5 exons. Gene Ontology annotation, biological process: negative regulation of transcription by RNA polymerase II. NCBI's taxonomy places the organism in Eukaryota, Fungi, Ascomycota, Eurotiomycetes, Eurotiales, Aspergillaceae.
GGGGCAAGAGCUUCCAAGGCAGUUGCCCAUUUUCCUGGGCACCGUGUUGCUGGUUGUGCGGCUUGAGAACACUAUUUUCUGCCCUUUUCACACCAUCCUUGAUGUGACCUUGCACUUUGCACACGUCGGUUCCUUUCAGCAUGUGGAAAUUUUACCACUAUAACCCCCAUUCUCCGUCUUGGAGACCAUACCAAUAUCGACCACGAUUGCCGGAAGUUCCUUUGCUAACGCGACGACCCUCUGAUCAGGAUGCGCUCAGCUAUUUGGAUCAGGUCAAGGUUCGGUUCGUUGAUCAACCAGACGUAUACAACCGAUUUCUUGAUAUUAUGAAGGACUUCAAAAGUCAAGCCAUCGACACUCCCGGUGUAAUCCAACGCGUUUCAACACUUUUCAAUGGCCACCCUGCUCUUAUUCAGGGAUUCAAUACCUUCCUACCUCCGGGAUAUCGGAUCGAAUGCGGUACAGAGGACAAUCCUGACGCGAUCAGGGUGACCACACCUUCGGGGACAAAUACGCUGAGUAUGCCUCGUCCUGGGCCUCCACUGGAUUCCGCUGAGAUGGGUCCAUCUGGUGGCAUGGGCUCUCAUGGUCGUCCUGAUUUUUUUGAUCAAUCUCGACCUGGUUGGCAGCAGCCUCAACAUCAGCAACAGCAGCAACAGCAACAGCAGGGUGGCAUUCCAGGGUCAUACUCUCCUGGAACUCGGAUGAUGGGCGCUAUGUUUGGCCAGCAGAGCGGGCAAGGCCAGCCGCAAGACCAUCACUACGAAUAUCCAACCCAGCAGGAACAGCAGGCUGCUGCUGGCGCUGCGGCCAUGGCUCACCAGCAAGAUCAGCGUGGUGUGUCGCAGCUCCAAGGUGCAGCAUCCGCCGCGUCUGCCGGCCUUGGGCGCCCCUCCAUGAUGCAAGUAUCUCCGGCCCCCGGGCAAAACCCCAACCUGAACCAACCCAUGAACAGUCUGGCCGGAGUUGGAUCGGGCAUGCUCCAGGGACAGGCAGACUUGAAUAAGCGCGGACCUGUCGAAUUCAACCACGCGAUCAGCUAUGUGAAUAAGAUAAAGAACCGUUUCGCUAGUGCCCCAGAAAUUUACAAGCAAUUUCUCGAAAUCCUGCAGACCUACCAACGCGAGUCGAAGCCUAUCCAGGAUGUGUACGCCCAGGUGACCCAGUUGUUCAACACCGCGCCCGAUUUAUUAGAGGACUUCAAGCAGUUUUUGCCAGAAUCUGCAGCGCACGCCAAGCAGCAACAGCAAGCAGCUGCCGCCGCCGCCGCUCGUCAGGCCGAGGAGGCAGCACCGAUGAGCAACCUUCGUGGGGAACCCAGCGGCUAUCCCAACGCUGGUGCACUUCCCUCGCAGACUCCCAACCGCGACGUGAAAAUGCCCCCUCUUGGUCAGUUCAAUGUCAAAGACUCGGGCAAGGAUGGCAAGAAACGUCGAGCAGGACCUGGUGCUCCAUCAGCUCUGGGAUCCUCUGUUUCUGGGCCUUCUGCAGGAGCUGAAGCGGCACGUAUGGCUGAUUCCCAAGCUGGUCGACCCCCGGCAUUGCAGGUUGGCAAUGUCAACAAGCGAGCCAAGGUCCACCAUGGAAAACCGUCGCAAGCAGAUAUUCCUGCCGUUUCACCCACUCUGAUUCCCGCUCUCCCAGAACCGAUUCAGCCAACCUUCUCCCUAACACCCACCCAAGAGGAAUUUGCGUUCUUUGACCGUGUCAAGAAAUACAUUGGAAACAAGCAGACCUUCAGCGAGUUUCUCAAGCUAUGCAAUCUUUACUCGACUGAUCUUAUCGAUAGACAUGUUCUUGUAAAGAGGGCUGCUGGCUACAUUGGCUCCAACCCGGAGAUUAUGAGCUGGUUCAAACGCUUCAUGCACAUUGAAGAACCGGAGGACAAGAUCAUUGACCUUAAACCUAAGCAAGAAGCCGCAGUCGUCAAUUUGUCGCACUGUCGCUCUCUUGGUCCUAGCUAUCGUCUUCUCCCGAAGCGUGAGCGACAGAAGCCUUGCAGUGGCCGUGAUCAGCUCUGUUAUAGCGUUCUUAAUGAUGAGUGGGCUUCUCAUCCGACUUGGGCUUCCGAGGAUUCUGGGUUCGUAGCUCACCGGAAGAACCAGUAUGAGGAUGCUUUGCACCGUAUCGAAGAAGACAGGCACGACUACGACCAUCAUAUCGAGGCCUGCACUCGUACUAUUCAACUCAUCGAGCCUAUUGUCCAGCAGUUCCUCGUCAUGUCAGAAGCGGAGCGAGCGGCAUUCAAACUCCCACCAGGCCUGGGUGGCCAGAGUGAGGCCAUUUACCAGCGCGUUAUCAAGAAGAUCUACGACCGACAGCGCGGUGAGAAGAUCAUCCGUGAAAUGUUUGAGAGGCCUUGCCAUGUUCUCCCAAUUGUUCUGUUCCGGCUGAAACAGAAAUGCGAGGAGUGGAAAGCCAGCCAGCGCGAAUGGGAUAAGGUCUGGCGUGAGCAAAUGCAGAAAGCUUACUGGCGUAGUCUGGACCACCAAGCCAUUGCCAGCAAAGGAACGGACAAGAAGCUAUUUGUUGGAAAGCACAUCCAGAACGAAAUUCAAAACAAGUUCGAGGAGAGCCGAAAUCUGCGCAAGAGUGGAUUUCAGGUCCCCAAGCACCAGUUCGAAUUUACUUUUGACGACCCUGCUGUUCUCAUCGAUGCUACUCACUUGCUGUUAAUAUUUAUUGAUCGCAAUUCUGCUGGGUUCGGUGCUGAUCCCCAGAAGGUGAUGGCAUUCAUCAAGGACUUCAUACCGGUGUUCUUUGAUAUGGACCGCGACACGUUUCAUGUUUAUAUGAAUGAGCUUUCUAGCGAGACUCCCCCAGCCGAGGAGGGUGAUGACGAAAGUAUUGCCGCAGAGGAGGCAUCCACUCCCCGUAGUCGCAAAGGCAUCAACGGCAAGAAGAUGGAUCUCCUUCGUGAUGUUUUGGAGCGUCGAAGCGAGAAGGCAAAUCGGAGUGAUAAACAAAGCAGUGCGCCCGCCAGCCGGGAUGGCACACCAGACGCUGUUCUGAUUCCUUCGACGCCAAUUCCUGACCCUACAGAAACCUUCGACGUGGCGGAGCUGAAGUGGAUGGAGCACCCAGGCCAGGGUAACUUCAACCUUCAGCGCGAGUACACGCUCAAUGAGACGUAUGAGAAGAAAUUCCAUCACUUGUACGCCAACUUGAGCAUCUUCUGUUUCUUCCGCACCUUUGAGAUUCUCUAUUCCCGUCUGCUCCGCAUCAAACUGCACGAAAAGGAUGCUCAUGAGGAUGUGCGUCGUGCCCUGGUGGCAAAACCAGCCCAGGAGCUUGGCCUCAUGGACAAAAUCCCAACCGAUUUCUUCUAUGAUUGCGACCCCAAGGCCAAUCUGUAUAACCAGAUCGUGCGGAUGUGUGAGGAAGUUAUUAAGGGCGACAUGGAAACUUCUCAUUUGGAGGAGACACUACGUCGCUACUACCUGCGAAGCGGCUACCAACUCUACAACCUUGAGAAAAUGUUCACGGGUGCAGCCAAGUUCGCUGGUGCCAUUUUCAACGGAGAUUCUAAGGAUCGCAGCUCUGACAUCAUGAAUCUAUUCUUCAAGGAGCGGGACAAGGAUGAUACUACUCACAACCAGGAGAUCCAGUACCGCAAGCAGGUAGAGAGGCUGGUUAAAGAUGGUGAUAUUUAUCGCAUUACCUACCACCCUUCCUCGAAGAAGACUUCUAUCCAGCUUUUGACGCCCGAGGACUCCACCUUGGAAAAUGAAGAGCUGAGCCAGGAGGCACGCUGGUCGUACUAUGUUUCUGCGUACACCAUGCGCGAUCCGACCGAAGGGGUUCCAUUUUCUCAGAUGCGCAUGCCAUUCUUGAAGCGGAACCUGCCUGGUAAACUGGACCAGGAAGAGGAGUACAACCGCUACUACCGCCCGCUUGUCCACCAAGACGGUCUCAUCAUCCGCAUUUGCGCCAACAGCUAUCAUAUCUUGUAUGAGCCUGGAAGCUUGGACUGGUGGUGGCGCCCGACUGGUCCCCCGGAGGAAUCGGCGGAUGAGGCUGCUAAGGAAGAAGCGGCUGUCAAAGAAAGGCGGCGGGACCGCUUUACGGAGAAGUUUGUCAACAACCCCAGCUGGGCGCACGGGCUUAGCAAAGACCAAGUGGACGAGUCAAAUCAACGUUUCCGUUCCUGGAUCAAGGGUACUGAAACCGACAGUGGGGCUGGUGCUGCCGAGAAAGCUGCUCCAGAGACGAACAAUGAAGACGCAGACAUGCCUGACGCUGAAACGGGUACUUCGGAGCAGAAGGAAAAAUAAUGGCAUUGCAUUUGAGGAUUUGCCGUGGCUAGGAUUUGGAUAUUGACAUGAUAUGAAAGCCUAUCCAUGGAGGUAUGCGACCUGUCACAGCUUUACUUGGGGGUCAGAGUUUGAUGGGACCUGCUGUUCCUCCGCCAUGCUAUCCACCUAUUCUGCACAAUUUGCCUGCAUACUUUAUGUUUUAUUUUUCUCGAUUUUCAUUCUAUGCUGUUCUUUUCUAUGGUCAUGUCUUUUUUUUUUUUCUUAUUCCACAGCAGUGAU